This is a messenger RNA of Populus trichocarpa (black cottonwood), 1632 nucleotides long. RefSeq names its product E3 ubiquitin protein ligase RIE1. NCBI's taxonomy places the organism in Eukaryota, Viridiplantae, Streptophyta, Magnoliopsida, Malpighiales, Salicaceae. The transcript has 5 exons. The record is from RefSeq and is a predicted model, not a curated record. The coding region runs from base 96 to 1151 and encodes 351 amino acids.
UAAAUCAAAUAAUUAAAAUUUAUCUUACGAUGUCUUUCUUUUCUAUCUAAGAAACUAGAACAACACUGCUCUCAUCCACUGAACUUUAUCCAAAAAUGUCAACCGAGAAUGAACCCCACGCGCCACUGCUCCGCCCUCGCCAAGACCCUCCGACCUCCCCAACAUCCCGCCAAACCACCCUAUCCGCCCUCCUAGGCCGAGCCACCGGACGACGCGGCCCCUCCAUGCUGGUAAGAGAAACAGCGGCGCGUGAGCUGGAUGAGAGACGCGCCGACUGGGGGUACUCGAAGCCGGUUGUGUCAUUAGACAUGAUGUGGAACGCAGCGUUCGUGGUGGUGUCGGUAACGAUGCUUCUGGUGACGGUGAAGGAGAGGCCGAACACACCGAUAAGGAUAUGGAUCUGUGGGUACGCGUUGCAGUGUCUGGUGCAUGUCGUUUUGGUGUGGCUGGAGUAUAGGAGAAGGAAUACGCGAAGAGAGAGAGAUAUAGAGAGCCAGCAACAGUCAACUGAGGAAGAGAAUGUUCCUGAGAGUGACGAAGAGGAUGACAGGGCUUCUUUCAUUUCUCCUAGAUCAAGCGUUACUAAAAGAUGUGAAUCGGUGAAUACGAUGGUGUCAUUUCUUUGGUGGAUGGUUGGCUUUUAUUGGGUAGUCUCUGGUGGCGAUGUCCUUUUGCAAAAUGCUCCACAUUUGUACUGGCUGGCUGUGGUUUUUCUCGCGUUUGAUGUGUUCUUUGCGAUCUUUUGUGUUGUUUUGGCAUGUUUGAUUGGGAUCGCUCUCUGUUGCUGCUUGCCAUGCAUUAUUGCUAUUCUUUAUGCUGUUGCGGGGCAGGAAGGUGCAUCAGAAGCAGAUCUCAUUCAGCUGCCAAAAUACAAAUUUCAAAUGAUACGCAAUGAGGAAAAGCCUGGCAUUGAGGCAGGGAAAAUGGUUCCUGUUGAAACAAGUAGCAGAUUUUUGGGAACUGAGCGUAUACUUUUACCUGAGGAUGCAGAAUGCUGUAUAUGUCUCAGCCCAUAUGAGGAUGGAGCAGAACUCCAUGCACUCCCUUGCAACCAUCAUUUCCAUGCUACAUGCAUUGUGAAAUGGCUUAAGAUGAAUGCAACAUGUCCUCUCUGCAAGUUCAACAUUCUCAAGGGAAAUGAACAAGCAUGAAGAGAAUACAAGGAGACACAGUAUUCAGCUGGGUUGAUGCCCCCCACACACCGUUCAUCUUCAUGUACAGAAGAAACCGAGGCAGAAGGAAAGAAGCUUCUUCAAAUUCCUGUGAAGAAUACAAGUUGUGUCAUUCAGUCAAUCAAGCUUCAUUUAGUGUAUUCAUUUCGGCCUUUGGAGUUGUAUUGAUUCUUCUUCCUCUCCUGAGUUGUUCGAGGAGUGUGAAAAAUGGAGCAAGAGUUUUCAGGCCUUCUGUUUAUGCUUAAAUUAUUUGUUUGUAGUUAUGUAAUUGCACGAUUGCAUCUAUAGUAAUACCUGUGCCAUUCUGAUUGUGGCUUUUAGGUAUACGUGUAUCAGCCUCCUUGGCAUUGUAUUCAUUGAAGAUCUGAUUUUCAGGCUUCAUGGCUGUGUACAAUUUAUCUGAAGCGUUCUUUUCUUUGUAGUUAUAUGGAAUGAUGUUUCUCGUUGCAGAGGCUUAUAA